AAAAAAAAAAAAAAAAAAAACCCAUCUUUCUUCCCACACAAAAAAUGCUUACCUUUGUCGCUUCUUGCUUCAACAAGGUUUUGUCUGGUGAAAUUCUUACAUUUGAACAAUCCAAGAGUACAUCAAAGGUCAUAUACAGAGAUGAGUUGAAUAAGAAGCAAUCACCAAGCAAGCAAAAGAGUUACUAUGGUGAUUCCUUUUCAAGUACAAAACCAUUGUUAAAAGUUAAGGAUGGAAAGGAUAUCAAGAGAAGUAGUACCGACUUUGAUGUGAAAGCGAGUACUGUAAGAGUAAAAGUGAAGAUGACAAAGCAAGAAGCUGCUCGAUUGCUUUCAAAAUGCAAAGAUGGAGGGAUUCUUGAAUUCAGAGAUGUAGCUGGUGAGCUUGUGAACCUCCCAAUGAAUCGCGUUAGCGUUGUGUCCCCUUGUCCUGGAAUCAAUAAAGUGCUCGAUACUAUCCCCGAAGACCAUUAGAUAGCAUGGUAGAGUAGUCAAUGUUAAGAGAAUAGUUCAGUUUUCCCUCUUUUUUUUUUUUUUUUUGUCAAAAUUUUCAUAAGUGAAACUAGUUUAGUAACACUUUUUUGUGAUUGAAGGCAAUUUCUUUUAUCAAAUAUCAGGUUGAAUAAAAGGUUUACGUAUCAUGUAUACAAGUAACACUCCAUCCAAAUGAAUGGUUUCGGUUUGAGAUACAAAUACCCAAUAAUUUCUUUUAUCA
Molecule: messenger RNA, 714 nt
Organism: Durio zibethinus
Lineage: Eukaryota; Viridiplantae; Streptophyta; Magnoliopsida; Malvales; Malvaceae
Source: RefSeq, a predicted model, not a curated record